This is a messenger RNA of Stylonychia lemnae, 2292 nucleotides long. Lineage: Eukaryota; Ciliophora; Spirotrichea; Sporadotrichida; Oxytrichidae. The record is from the annotation of a GenBank genome assembly.
AUGAGUUCACUAAGAGACACCUUACUUAAGUUAAAAGAGAAGAAACAAGCUGAACUCUCUGGUAAAACCGCUACUUAGCCUUGGGUGAAAAAGGGAGAUUUGGAAAAAGAAAGAUAGCAUAAAUACAUGGAGGAACAGAAUAAGAGAGAAGAGGAGAAAAAACAGAGACAAUAGUAAAAAAUAAAAGACAUUUAAGAAUUCUACUCAUCAGCAGUACAUACUACUUAUCAGCAAUAGAAAAUCAAUGAUCAAAAUAAAAAGGCACUAGAUAUCUCUGCAUAGCAGGCAUAAUCUAUUGAAGUGGCCGGGGAAUUGCCUAUUUCAAGAAAGGAAGUAGUUAUAAGACUUAGACAUCACAAUCAGCCAGCUAGCUAUUUCGGGGAGACUGACAAAUAGCGAUACCAAAGACUAAUUGAAUUCGAGGAGAAAUUAGGUGACGGGAUUCGAAAUGAAGAGGAGGACACAAUUAAGUCUUUAAUCUCAGAUGACUCAGAAGUUGAAAAGCUUUAAUUAGAAAGAUUCAUGGAAAACUUUCAGAAUUAAAGCAAGGAAAAUAACUCACUCGGCGAUCACACUCAUGAAGAAGUUAAAGAUGAAAUAAUGUUGAAUCCUCUUGUCAAGAAAAGCGAUGCGAAUAAGGUUGACUAGUACAUUGGCAGGUACAAAACAGAAGAUGAAAUGAGGAUAGGAGAUAGAAAUAUUAAUGAAUUGGUGGAGAUUAAGGAGAAAAACAAUCAGACAUUCAGAAACUAUAAGAAGUUUGAGACUUCUUGCAAGAGACAUCCUGUAGAUGAAAAAUGCAAUAUCAUCUAUCUCUGGUGCAAGAAGAUGCUCAAGGCUUGGGAAACAGACCUGUUUGAGAAGCCUGAAGACUUCCUUAGGAGUGCUGAGGGUAAGCAAGAGAUAGGAACUCAUAAGCAGUGUGUCAGACACUGUAAACCCUUCUUCAAACAACUUAAAAAGAGAUAAAUGAAUUAGGAAAUUAUGGAUGGAGUAUACUUGAUAGUGCAAUACACUCUUAUGAAAGAAUAUGUAAGGGCUCAUGAUAAGUAUUUGGAACUUGCUAUUGGCAAUGCUCCCUGGCCUAUGGGAGUCACUAUGGUUGGUAUUCACGAGAGAGCUGGUAGAUCUAAGAUUUUCUCCAGUCAAGUGGCGCAUAUUUUGAAUGAUGAAAAUCAGAGGAAGUCACUACAGUCAAUUAAAAGGCUUUUAAGUGUCUGCCAAAGAUGUUUCCCAACUGAUCCCUCGAAAUAAAUGACAACAUCUGGCGGAAUAAUAGGAACAAUAAAUGCUAUCUCGGGAAAUGAUAAGGGUAGGUCUGUACGUAAAUAUAGAAUUUGCGUUCUUGGCCCAUCAUUUGUCGGAAAAACUUCAAUCAUUAAUCGCUUUAUUAAUAACAGUUUCUCCGCAUAUUAUGAACCCACUCUGCAUGCUAUGAUCUACAGAAGAGCUUUUAAUAUUUUGGAAGACUAAGAUGUAGACCCUCAGUAUAUAGAGCUUGAAAUAAUUGAUGUGUUCCCUCAUGAUCAUCCACUUCUAGACAAGGACCCAGAUUUCAAUGAACUUUCCAGAGAGAUGUCUGUCACUCUUAAUGAUAUUGUUAAGAAUAACUUCGGAAAUGAUGCUGCCAGUAAAAUACAUGCCUAUAUGUUCAUAUACGAUGCUAGCAACAAAUUCACCUUUGAUACUCUUUCGUGUCUGAUUGAAACUAUUAAGGAAAUAGAGAAGUCUGAACGCAGGGGUAAGAAGGCAAUGAUGUAUUCACCCAAGAAAAUAGUAAUUGGAAAUAAAAAGGACUUGAAAAAGAAGAAGUAGAUAUUAGAUAAAAAUGACUUGAAAAAACUGGAGGGUAUGAGAUUUAGAGAAGUGAGUGCACUUACGAAUUAAGGAAUAUAUGAAGCGUUUAAGGUUUUGAUUGGAGAUAUACAUAGCUGCAAUAUACUGCAUAAGGAAUUUUACGAUUUGGAAAAGCUAAAGAAUAGAGAGUAGGAUGAGUUGAAAGACAUGGAGGAUUAUAACGGGAAUAGAAUGAAAGUCAAAUAGUCAAGAGGACUAAUGGGAAUGCUGCCUUUUGGAGGCUGCUAUGGAGUAAUAAUAUGGAUUUAAGAAUUAUAGGCAAGAGAUGAUGGCUCGGAUGAAGAGGAAAAGCAAGACUCAAGUUAAGAUGAAACCGAACAAGAUGAAAAGUCAAACACGGAGAAUUCAAAGGAUAAAAAAGAUCAGAAAAAUGGAAAUACUGGAGGAGAAAAUGCUUAGAAUUAGCAGAGCGAAUCUGGUUGCAAUAUUUUUUGA